CUCCUGGGCAUCCCCUCUGCUUUCAGGGUCCUGUCUCUCCCCAUAACUCCUUGCAUUUCUGACCCUCUCUGCUCCUCGGUCUGUCUGCCUGUGACACAUGCUAUUCCCGUCCCAACCCAAGAACCUCUCGGCCAGGAGUCCUCUGGGCCCCCAGGCAGCCGGCCCCCAGCAGGAAUGGGCAUGAAGAUGCUGAUUGUGGCACUGAUCCUGAAGGCUGCAGCCUGGGCGGAGGAACAGAAUAAGGUGUUGCACGGUGGACCCUGUGAGCAGACAUCUCACCCCUACCAAGCUGCCCUCUACACGUCAGGCCACUUGCUCUGCGGAGGGGUCCUCAUUCACCCGCUGUGGGUCCUGACCGCUGCCCACUGCAAGAAACCGAAUCUUCAGGUUUACCUGGGGAAGCACAACCUUCAGCAAAGGGAGAGUUUCCAGGAGCAGAGCUCUGUUAUCCGGGCUGUGGCCCACCCUGGCUACAAUGCUGCCACUCACGACCAGGACAUCAUGCUGUUGCACCUGGCUCGACCAGCAAAAUUCUCUGAACGCAUCCAGCCCCUCUCCGUGGAGGAAGACUGUUGGGCCAACCACACCAGCUGCCACAUCCUAGGCUGGGGCAAGACAGCAGAUGGUGAUUUCCCUAGCACCAUCCAGUGUGCAUACAUCCACCUGGUGUCCCGUGAGGAGUGUGAGCGUGCCUACCCCAGCCAGAUCACCCAGAACAUGGUGUGUGCCGGGGAUGAGAAGUACGGGAAGGAUUCCUGCCAGGGUGAUUCCGGGGGUCCGCUGGUGUGUGGAGACCAGCUCCGAGGCCUUGUGUCAUGGGGUAAUGUUCCCUGUGGAUCCAAGGAGAAGCCGGGAGUCUAUACCGAUGUUUGCAGAUAUAGCCGCUGGAUCCGAAAAACCAUUCAGGCCAACUAACCCUGACAUGUGACACCCAACUCUUGA
Molecule: messenger RNA, 942 nt
Organism: Neomonachus schauinslandi (Hawaiian monk seal)
Lineage: Eukaryota; Metazoa; Chordata; Mammalia; Carnivora; Phocidae
Gene: KLK6
Product: kallikrein related peptidase 6
Exons: 6
Coding region: 175-915 (246 amino acids)
Biological process (GO): proteolysis
Molecular function (GO): serine-type endopeptidase activity
Source: RefSeq, a predicted model, not a curated record